AUGGUUUUAAAGGUGGAAAGCACCAAGAGCUCAAGUGCAACCCUCCCCACCAACGUGCCCUCCUACAGGUCCCUGUCCUCUCGUGAGGAUUGCCCUAGCAGUCACACUAGCUUCUCAGAUGGUGAGCUUGCCCGGAACGUGAGGGAAGGUGUCAAACAUCGAAUCUUCUACCUCUCAGAGCAGCUGAGAGUGGAGAAGGCCAGUAGGGAUGAGAAUACCAUGAGCUACCUCAAGCUGGUAUCCAAAGCUGACCGACACCAGGCCUCACAUAUCCGACAGGCCUUUGAGAGGGUGAACCAGCGCACCUCUGCCACUAUUGCUCACAUAGAACGAAAGCUCUAUCAGUGUCACCUGCAGCUGAAGGAGCUGGAAGAGGGCUGCAGCCCUACAAGCUCAGUGAUGAAAGUGGGCAGUGGCAUGGACAGCCAUAAGCCAGGUGGGGAAGAUAGCCUGCCCAUCAACAUAGCUAGGCCCUACACUCUGGAAGGUCACUUGUCAGUCUUGCAACAGAGGAAAUUCUCAGACAAAAAGUAUGUGGCCCAGCAACAAAAGCUGCUGUUGCAGAAGAUGAAGGAAGAACUGACAGAAGCCAAGAAGGUUCAUGCUGGCCUUCAGGUCUCCCAUCAAAGCCUCAAGGAAAGACAUGUGACUGAUGUGCGGGAGAUACUAGAGUCCCUCCAGGAAAAGAAAACCAGACAAUCACUGAUGGAAGAACAGGUGAAUGAUCACUUGCAGAGAUACCUGGAUGAGAUUUGCCACCUCAAACAGCAUUUGGCAUACACUGAAGAGAAAAUGGCCUAUUUGUCCUAUGAAAAAGCCAAGGAAAUAUGGGAUGUAAUGGAGACUUUCAAGAGCAGAAUAGCCAAGCUAGAAACUCUACAGCAAGCUACCCAACUGGAGAUGAUGGCCAGCAUCAGAACCCGUCCCAAGGACUUUUUGUUCAGAUUCAUAAGCCUGCUUCUUACACUGACCACUAUCCUCUUGGUCUUGGUCUCUACCUUGUGUUCUUGCCCCUUGCCCCUGCUCAACUCACGCCUGCGCACAUUCACCAUAUUUGUGUUGAUUGGCCUUGGAAUUUUGGCCUGGCAGAAGCGGCAUAUCAUCUCCAUCAUGGACUGGCAGGCCUGGGUUCCCUUUAAAUGGAGACCAGACUUCAAGGAUGCUAAGCCUCUAUUAGAUGGACACUGA
Peromyscus californicus insignis is the source of this 1188-nucleotide messenger RNA. It is a transcript of the gene Tex28, whose product is annotated as testis expressed 28. Gene Ontology annotation, cellular component: endomembrane system. The coding region runs from base 1 to 1188 and encodes 395 amino acids. NCBI's taxonomy places the organism in Eukaryota, Metazoa, Chordata, Mammalia, Rodentia, Cricetidae. The transcript has 4 exons. The record is from RefSeq and is a predicted model, not a curated record.